Molecule: messenger RNA, 894 nt
Organism: Glycine soja
Lineage: Eukaryota; Viridiplantae; Streptophyta; Magnoliopsida; Fabales; Fabaceae
Product: putative lipid-binding protein At4g00165
Exons: 1
Coding region: 270-656 (128 amino acids)
Source: RefSeq, a predicted model, not a curated record
UAUUUUCAAUAUCAUUUUGACUAAGAAUAUGGAUUAUAUCACAUGUGAAUAAGGAUACAAUAAGCAAAUAAUUUACUGCUGCUUGAAUAUGCCAAAACCAAGGACAAAUGACAAAAAUCAACGAGAUCACUAUCCAUUCAUGGUUCACUCUUGGCCACAAAUUCAACAUAUCCUAAUCCCUUAACGAAAUCCAACUAGCUAGAAAAUAAAAUCUCCACGUUCGACCAUCGAUACAGUGGUCGCAUAACGUAGUUUUGGUUUGAAGAAAAAUGAAUCUAAAGGAUUCAAAGUUGAUUUGCUCUUUCAUACUGCUUAAUUUUCUUUUCUUCAGUUGUUUUGCAGCUGAUAAUCUCCCGUGCCCUCCAAAAUCUACUAUCCCACCUUCCUCUUCACCGCAGAAAUGCCCCAAAGACACGCUCAAGUUUGGUGUGUGUGGAAGUUGGUUAGGCUUGGUUAAAGAAGUAAUUGGGACAAAACCAAGUGAAGAGUGCUGCAUCCUUUUGAAAGGUCUCGCUGAUCUUGAAGCAGCACUGUGUUUGUGCACAGCUAUUAAAGCCAAUGUGUUGGGAGCUGUCAAGGUCAAAGUGCAUGUUGCUGUUAGUUUGCUUGUUAAUGCUUGUGGAAAGAAGGUUCCAUCUGGAUUUGUAUGUGCUUAGAAUUUAGAGAUACUGUCUCUGUCUUUUCGGUAUUUGUCAUAGUUGCUUUUAGUUAAAUAAUUUAAAUGCAUAUUGGACUUCAAUUUGUUUGGGGAUACUGAAGUUGACAAAGCUGUAUAUAUCUUCCGAACAUGUUGAACUCUAAAUUUGAUCAAUGUAUAAUUCGAUUCUUUACUUCCCCUGUAAUUAAUGUUGACAUGUUAAGAAAAGCAUCUAAUCAUGUGGUUCUCCUGUUUCA